AUGGAGCUGGAGGUGCCGGACGAAGCGGAGAGCGCCGAGGCGAGGGCCGUGACCUCGGAGGCAGCGUGGGCCGCGGAGACCGGCGCGGCGGCAGGUCUGGCUCAGAAGAAGGUGGCCCCGGCAGAGGCCCCAUCGAUGACUGGACAGCUGGGCCCAGGCCAUGGGAAGAAGCUGGGCCACCGGGGCGUGGACGCAUCCGGAGAGACUACCUACAAGAAGACCACCUCCUCCACCCUGAAGGGGGCCGUCCAGCUGGGCAUCGGCUACACCGUGGGCAACCUGAGCUCCAAGCCAGAACGCGACGUGCUCAUGCAGGACUUCUACGUGGUGGAGAGCAUCUUCUUCCCCAGUGAAGGCAGCAACCUCACCCCUGCCCACCACUUCCAGGACUUCAGGUUCAAGACCUACGCUCCCGUUGCCUUCCGCUACUUCCGGGAACUCUUUGGGAUCCGGCCGGACGAUUACUUGUAUUCCCUGUGCAACGAGCCGCUGAUUGAGCUCUCCAACCCGGGCGCCAGCGGCUCCCUCUUCUACGUCACCAGUGACGAUGAGUUCAUCAUCAAGACGGUGAUGCACAAGGAGGCGGAGUUCCUGCAAAAGCUGCUGCCCGGCUACUACAUGAACCUCAACCAAAACCCACGGACGCUGCUGCCCAAGUUCUACGGGCUGUACUGUGUGCAGUCGGGAGGCAAGAACAUCCGCGUGGUGGUGAUGAACAACAUCCUGCCGCGCGUGGUCAAGAUGCACCUCAAGUUUGACCUCAAGGGCUCCACAUACAAGCGGCGGGCCAGCAAGAAGGAGAAGGAGAAGAGCAUCCCCACCUACAAGGACCUGGACUUCAUCCAGGACAUGCCCGAGGGCCUCAUGCUCGACGCCGACACCUUCACCGCCCUCGUCAAGACACUGCAGCGCGACUGCUUGGUGCUGGAGAGCUUCAAGAUAAUGGACUACAGCCUGCUGCUGGGCGUGCACAACAUCGACCAGCAGGAGCGCGAGCGCCAGGCCGAGGGCGCCCAGAGUACUGCCGACGAGAAGCGGCCCGUGGGCCAGAAGGCGCUCUACUCCACGGCCAUGGAGUCCAUCCAGGGCGGCGCCACGCGGGGCGAGGCCAUCGAGACGGAUGACACGAUGGGUGGAAUCCCUGCUGUGAAUGGCCGUGGCGAGCGUCUGCUGCUGCACAUCGGCAUCAUCGACAUCCUGCAGUCCUACAGGUUCAUCAAGAAGCUAGAACACACCUGGAAGGCCCUUGUCCACGAUGGGGACACGGUGUCCGUGCACCGCCCCAGCUUCUAUGCUGAGCGCUUCUUCAAGUUCAUGAGCAACACCGUCUUUCGAAAGAACUCCUCCCUGAAGUCCUCACCAUCCAAGAAGGGGCGCGGGGCCCUGCUGGCCGUCAAGCCCCUGGGGCCCACAGCCGCCUUCUCGGCCAGCCAGAUCCCCAGUGAGCGGGAGGAUGCGCAGUACGACCUACGGGGGGCCCGCAGCUACCCCACACUGGAGGACGAAGGCCGGCCCGACCUGCUGCCCUGCACGCCACCCUCCUUCGAAGAAGCCACCACCGCCUCCAUCGCCACCACCCUGUCGUCCACCUCCCUCUCCAUCCCCGAGCGGUCACCCUCGGAGACGUCGGAGCAGCCUCGCUACAGACGGCGCACUCAGUCCUCAGGGCAAGACGGCCGGCCCCAGGAGGAGGUGCACGCGGACGAGGACCUGCAGCAGAUCACUGUACAGAUGGAGCCUGCGGGCAGCGUGGAGAUCGUGGUCCCCAAGGAGGCGGCUGCGGGGAUGGAGGCUCCCUUGGCCGGUGCCACGGCCGCCGUGGAAGCGGAAACCACCAGCCAGGCCUCGGAACCUGCCAGCCAGGCCUCAGACGAGGACGAUGCGCCAGCCACCGACAUCUACUUUGUAAGUCCCCCAGGGGCUCUCAUCGGUGGGCCCCGUGGACCAGAUACAUGUGGUCACGCAUGCACACACUCAUGCGCACUCACGUACACGUACAUGCAGUCACACAGUUUACACAUGCACACGCUCACACGCCUGCACAUGCACUCACAUCUACAUUCACACAUGCUUACACUUUUGCACAUGCACACAGGGCUCACAUACUCAUAGUCACACACAUAUACACAUAUGCAGAUACACUUACGCACACGUGUUCAUAUGCUCAUCCGCACAUGGACACAAGCACGUGCGCACACAUGCAGUCGUGCACACGUGCGCGCGCAUGUACACGCAUACGCAC
This is a messenger RNA of Trichechus manatus latirostris (Florida manatee), 2242 nucleotides long. RefSeq names its product phosphatidylinositol-4-phosphate 5-kinase type 1 gamma (gene PIP5K1C). Gene Ontology annotation, molecular function: 1-phosphatidylinositol-4-phosphate 5-kinase activity. Bases 1 to 2112 code for a protein of 703 amino acids. Gene Ontology annotation, biological process: phosphatidylinositol phosphate biosynthetic process. NCBI's taxonomy places the organism in Eukaryota, Metazoa, Chordata, Mammalia, Sirenia, Trichechidae. The record is from RefSeq and is a predicted model, not a curated record. Gene Ontology annotation, cellular component: plasma membrane. The transcript is spliced from 16 exons.